This is a messenger RNA of Penicillium cinerascens, 1023 nucleotides long. RefSeq names its product sideroflexin family transporter. The record is from RefSeq and is a predicted model, not a curated record. Gene Ontology annotation, biological process: monoatomic ion transport; mitochondrial transmembrane transport. The transcript has 4 exons. Bases 1 to 1023 code for a protein of 340 amino acids. Gene Ontology annotation, cellular component: mitochondrial inner membrane. NCBI's taxonomy places the organism in Eukaryota, Fungi, Ascomycota, Eurotiomycetes, Eurotiales, Aspergillaceae. Gene Ontology annotation, molecular function: monoatomic ion transmembrane transporter activity.
AUGUCUGCCUCGAUCCCCGGUAACCGGGAUCUCCCCGUCUCCCAGUAUGAUCUGACUACCUACUGGGGCCGCGUUCGCCAUGCGGCGGACAUUUCUGACCCUCGGACGCUGCUCGUUUCGUCCUCGGGUUUGGAGCAUGCGAAGCAGCUUAUUUCCUCGUAUAAGCAAAACAAGAUCUCUAAUAUGAAUUCGGAGCUGUGGCGGGCGAAGAAGGUUAUCGACUCGACCCUUCACCCCGAUACCGGCGAACCAGUGCUGCUGCCCUUCCGCAUGUCCUGCUACGUCCUCUCCAACCUGGUGGUCACUGCGGGCAUGCUCACCCCUGGCCUCGGGACCGCUGGCACUCUUCUUUGGCAAAUCGGCAACCAAUCGCUCAAUGUCGCAGUUAAUAAUGCCAACGCAAACAAGUCCACCCCGCUCUCCAACUCCCAGAUCGCCAAGUCCUACCUCAUGGCUGUCUCUGCUUCCUGCUCCGUUGCCCUGGGCCUGAACGCCCUCGUGCCUCGCCUCAAGAGCAUUUCUCCCAACACCCGCCUUAUUCUCUCCCGCCUCGUCCCCUUCGCGGCCGUCGCCAGCGCCAGCGCUCUCAAUGUGUUCCUUAUGCGCGGUGAGGAGAUCCGUCGCGGUAUCGAUGUUUACCCCGUUCUGUCGGACGAGGAGCGCGCCAAGCGCGAACAGUCCGGCGAUGAUGCUGCACCUCUGGAGAGCCUUGGCAAGUCUAAGAAGGCUGCCACUCUGGCCGUCGGCGAGACCGCUAUCAGCCGAGUCCUGAACGCUACCCCGAUCAUGGUCCUCCCGCCUUUGAUCCUGGUCCGUCUGGAGAAGACCCAGUGGCUCCGUGCUCGCCCUCGCAUGAUCUUGCCCCUUAAUUUGGGCCUGAUUCUGGGUACCUCCAUUUUUGCACUGCCACUAGCUCUGGCUGCCUUCCCUCAGCGUCAGGCUAUCAAUGCUGCCACUCUUGAGGAGGAGUUCCACGGCCGGGGUGGUUACGAAGGCAUGGUCGAGUUCAACCGUGGUAUGUAA